This is a messenger RNA of Xiphias gladius (swordfish), 8739 nucleotides long. RefSeq names its product cadherin-4-like. The record is from RefSeq and is a predicted model, not a curated record. The transcript is spliced from 19 exons. Gene Ontology annotation, molecular function: cadherin binding; calcium ion binding. Bases 664 to 3468 code for a protein of 934 amino acids. Gene Ontology annotation, cellular component: adherens junction; plasma membrane; catenin complex. Gene Ontology annotation, biological process: multicellular organism development; adherens junction organization; cell-cell junction assembly. NCBI's taxonomy places the organism in Eukaryota, Metazoa, Chordata, Actinopteri, Istiophoriformes, Xiphiidae.
AUUGGUCAGCCAGUGGCAGUUGUUGUGAUUGGCAGCAGGUGUGGAACAGAAACAGACAGGGCAGGUAGAAACGCAGAGAGGGAAAUAAGCAAGUAACGGGAGUAGUUUAAGACGUAAACACGCGUCCCGUCCCCCCUCUUAAUUUCACUUAAUUAGUGCUCGGUUCUAUGCAAAAGUGAAGUCCGUGAGAUACCGAUAAUGUGUAGCUAGCUGUUAGCCGCUAACCUAGCGGGAGGACCGAUGCUAACUGUUCAGCUAUAGGCUGUUAAUUAGGCGUUAAGUGUUUUGUUAGCAUCGGCUAGCGGUAGUUGCUUGACGUUAGCGUGAGCCCAUAAACUAAACCUUGGACGAGUGUGGACACGACGCUGGAAACUAGGUCAGACAGACCCCCAAGGGUCCUCUGUUGAAGACACUUGUUGGACUGUUCAGGUGUUACACGGUCGGAUAGCGCCACUGGUGACCGGAAAGGCCUCUGGGUGCCUCCUUCUUGGACCUCCAGACCAUCUCUGCAGGACCAAAACACAACUGGAGGAGAAGUACAGGAAGAAACCGCCACGGUGAGCUGAAUGAAGAGUUGCAAGCGACAGGCUGUACUGCAGUGUGUGUGAAUCAGCACAUCUCCACCAUGUCAUCAAGGCAUCCCGGACUCGCUCGCUCGCCACGAUGAGAACUGACUUCGCUCUGGUCCUGACAGCAGCCCUUCUUCUUGACAAAUUCUGGAGGAAUAAUGGGGAGCAUGCUUCCAAAGAUCCCUGCCGACCUGGCUUCUCACAAAGCUUCUACUCUGUGCUGAUUUCAAGGGAUGUACUGCAAGGCCAGGGCAUACUUAAAGAUACCACAGUAUCAUCACAAAAAGUGAAGUUUGACGACUGUAUGGGGAAUGAAGCGGUGGUUUUCCAGAGCAGUGACCCCAUCUUCAGCGUGCGGACAGAUGGAUCCAUCUUUGCCCAGGGAGAGGGAGCUAGCCUAAAUGAACCGGUCCAGUUUAGACUGAAAGCAAGUGGUCCACACACACAUAUCUGGGAGACUGUGGUCCAACUGGCUCUGAUGGACCCACCAUCAACUCAACAAAACGGAAAUGAGGUCACAAAGGAAGAGGGGAAACUUGCUGAGAGAAAAGAGAAGACGGACGCGUUCCAAGCUCCACCUCCUAUCAUCAUGUUCUCAGGGUCUGGCCUGAACAGCUCCAAGGGUCUACGGAGGCAAAAGAGGGACUGGGUGAUCCCUCCAAUCAACGUGGCAGAAAAUUCUCGAGGACCGUUCCCUCAGAUGCUAGUCAGCAUUCGUUCAGACCAGGACCAGGACAUCUCGAUCCGAUAUAGCAUCACUGGGGUGGGAGCGGAUCAGCCACCAAAUGAGGUCUUCAAUAUUGAUCCUGUGCUUGGAAAGAUGUUCGUUACCAAACCUCUUGAUCGAGAACAUCGCUCUUCUUACCAUUUGCGUGCCCAUGCCGUGGACAUGAAUGGGAACCAGGUUGAGAAUCCCAUCGAUCUGUACAUCUUUGUCAUUGACAUGAAUGAUAACAGACCCGAGUUCAAAAACCAAGUCUACAAUGGCUCUGUGGAUGAAGGCUCUAAACCAGGAACCUAUGUGAUGCACCUGUCAGCGUUUGAUGCCGACGACAACACCACCGCUAAUGGAAUGGUGCGCUAUCGAAUCCUGUCCCAGACGCCACACAGCCCCAUCCCUAACAUGUUCACCAUCAACAGUGAGACUGGAGAUAUUGUGACAGUGGCACCUGGUCUUGAUCGAGAGAAAGUGUCCCAGUAUACCAUCAUCGUGCAGGCCACGGACAUGGAGGGCAACCUGAACUUUGGCCUUUCCAACACAGCCACUGCCAUCAUCACUGUCACAGACAUCAACGACAACCCUCCCAUGCUGACUUCCAGAACUUUUUCAGGUGAGGUCCCAGAGAAUCGAGUGGAUGUCGUGGUGGCUAAUCUGACGGUGAUAGAUGCUGACCAACCACACUCGCCUAACUGGAACGCCAUCUACAGGAUCAUCAGCGGAGACCCAUCUGGGCAUUUCACCAUCCGCACUGACCCUGUAACCAAUGAUGGCAUGGUCACCGUGGUUAAGCCAGUAGACUUUGAGAUGAACCGUGCCUUCAUGCUGACGGUGGUGGUAUCCAACCAGGCCCACCUUGCAAGUGGCAUCCAGUCUUCGCUCCAGUCCACAGCUGGGGUCACCAUAUCUGUCCAGGAUGUCAAUGAACCCCCUUACUUCCCCACGAACCCAAAACACAUCCGCUUUGAAGAGGGUGUCCCUGCUGGCACAAGCCUGACAACCUUCUCAGCCUCAGAUCCUGACCGACUACAGAUGCAGCAGACAAUCAGGUAUUCAAAGCUGAAUGACCCUGCGGACUGGUUGUCCAUCAACAGAACCAAUGGUCAGAUAGUAACCACGGCAAUGCUCGACCGGGAGUCCAUCUAUGUCAAAAACAAUAUAUAUGAAGCCACAUUCCUGGCAACAGACAAUGGCGCUCCUGCCACCAGUGGCACAGGCACAUUGCAGAUCUAUUUGAUAGAUAUUAAUGACAACCCUCCAGCACUCAUACCCAGGGAGUCUCAGAUCUGUGAGAGGAUGAACAAGAAUGUCAACGGUGUCAACAUCACUGCCGCUGACGCCGACACGGACCCCAACGCUGGACCUUUUGUCUUCGAGCUCCACAACUUCCCCACCAGUAUCCGUCGCAACUGGACGAUUUCUCGGCUCAGUGGCAACUAUGCCCGCCUCGGUCUGCGGUACCAGAUAUAUUUAGAGCCGGGGGUGUAUGAGGUCCCUGUAAUUGUGUCGGACUCAGGAAACCCUCCAUUGUCCAACAGGUCAGUCAUCAAAGUGAAGGUGUGUCCCUGCGAUGAAAAUGGAGACUGCACCACUCUCGGGGCCGUGGCAGCCGCUGGCCUGGGAACUGGAGCUAUCAUCUCCAUCCUGAUCUGCAUCAUCAUACUGCUCAGCAUGGUGCUAUUGUUUGUGGUAUGGAUCAAGCGCAGAGAGAAGGAGAGGCAAACAAAGCAGCUGCUAAUUGACCCUGAAGAUGAUGUCAGAGACAACAUCCUCAAAUAUGAUGAAGAGGGAGGAGGAGAAGAGGACCAGGACUAUGACCUGAGCCAGCUGCAGCAGCCCGACUCCUUGGAGCACAUCAUCAACAAGCCGCCCGGUGUCCGCAGGGUGGACGAGCGUCCCAUCAUCCCUGAGUCCCAGUACCCGAUUAGACCUGUCGUGCCCCAUCCUGGAGACAUCGGGGACUUCAUCCACGAGGGUCUGCGAGCAGCAGACAACGACCCCACCGCUCCUCCUUAUGACUCCCUGCUGGUGUUUGACUAUGAGGGCAGCGGCUCCACCGCUGGCUCUGUCAGCUCUCUUAACUCCUCCAGCACAGGGGACCAGGACUAUGACUACCUCAACGACUGGGGCCCACGCUUCAAGAAGCUGGCCGACAUGUACGGAGGAGGGGAUGAUGAUUAAAUCUGCCCAGUCACACAUGCACACGCACACACGCACACACACACACACACACACACACACACACACCCUCGUCCCGUCAGCUGGCCUGCCAUGCUCUGUCCCUCUAACAUAUGGGGCUAUUAUACCCUUACUGAACACACCUUAACAACGACUUGUUCACACUGACCAACUGACUGACCAACCAACCAAUCAAAUUACACACCACAGAGGACCAGUCCCAUGAGUCAGUUUCGGGGGCUCUUUUCAACCGUCACCUGCUCUAGGCCUGUCUUAGACUGAAACAGAAGCUCAGAAUUGCAGGCUUCUUAUAGUUUGUAUUUUCAAACUCUUGUGCUUUUGUUUCAGUUUAGGUUUUAUGCUAGAUGUAGGUUUAUGGUAACUUUUGUCUUAUUUUAUUUUUCCUUCCCUUUCUCCCUUUCAAAACGAGCCGAUUCCUAAGGGUUUUCACUUUUCCCUCCCUCACAGCCCCCACCUGCCUCUCUGCAGAAGCUUUAGGUUGAGCUGCUUGCUUUGUCUGAGGGGUACAAAAGGAAAAAAAUGAAGAACACAGAUAUGAAAGUCCUUCCUGCAUGGAGGGCCCUGGUUUAUUCUUUCUUGAACUUGAAUUACUUAGAACAGAAGCACUGUUGUUUAAAAAGUGCCUUCAGUGGUGCAUAUUUUAGCAGACUCCCGCUAACUCAGGAUUGGUUGACAUUUUCUGGGCUUACAUGCCCCCAUAUGACCCCUGACCCUUUAACUCAGACCUUCCCUUGUCAUUUCUGUUAUCCUGCAAGGCUGUGGUAGCUGUGAGAGAUGUCAGUGCUGGUUUCACAGGAGCACUGACUGGCUUACGAGGGCGCUUUAUGUAGACAUACUGUAGUUAGGCUUACAAGUUCUGGACAAAUCCUAAACUUUUCAAGUCGGGCAUACCUGUGCUCCUAGAUCACAGCCAACUUGAAUGUGGUUACACAAAUACAUUAUGGGACUGUCUUAGAGAAGAAAUGCAUUGCGUGUCUUUGUUUAUUGUGGCUUCAAUUGCAGCUGUUUUUUUUUUGACCUCUCAGUAUUUGCACCUAAAAGUUGAUAAGGCUUGUUACUAACUUUGAAGACUGACAAGUCAAGUGCGUUGCCUCUAUAAUGUAUAUGAGGUACAUAUGAAGAUUAUUUAAGGAGACUUUUUCUUUAAGAUCAUUUGAGGUUUGCAUGUUUACCCCAACACCCAAAGGUUAUUAACAUGGCACCAGUUAUUGUGUGGUAAAUGUGUCAGAGAAAACUAUAUAAACUGUACAAACAUGAGGGAAAAGAAAACACUAGAUGACUUCAAAUAGCUCUGAUAGCAUUGCAUACAGAGUUGUGAGCUUGUCUGAGCCACAUUCUGAGCCCCUUUCUCUAUGUCUAUUUUUUUCUUCUUUUUUUUUUCCUUUUUUGUUGUUGUUGUUGAUUCUCAGUUGUUUCUCGACAAACUUUUAAUACACAAACUUUGGUGCGGGUCCCUGUUACAGAAACUAGGGGAACUGAGACUCAGCCAGGGAUUUAGCACCUUCACAAUCUGUGUCUCCUCAGGCAGCAUUUCUUUCAUCUGAAAUUUUCUCCUGAAAUGUUUGGCUGCAAGUUCAAGAGGUUUUAAAAAGAAGUUAGAGGAAGGGAAAGUCUGUUAUGAAGUUCUGCACUUUAUCAAAGUAGAAUUGCAAAAAUAAAGCUUCCGUUAUAGUGCUUUAAAAGACAGACAUUUUGAAAGACAGUUGUGUUGUGACUUAAUGAAAAAGCAACAUUACCCAUGGGCUUUUGUAAUCAUAUUUCAGGCCCCCAGAACUGCAUAUACAGAGAGAACUGGGGGAAAAAAGAGCUUUAGUCUUUGUAUUAAAUUAUUUAAAAAUGCAAAACAUUUCACAGAGGGACCAGGGAGAUGCUGACCAGGGAGAUGCUUGAUGUGGAUUGACCCGAUCUGCUAUUAAUUAUGAAUAUGAUAAAUGCUUGGAGGAAAUCUUUAUAACGAUAGUGUUAUUUAGAUGAUGUGACAAGAAGGAUUCUCCUCUUAUAUUCCUUUGUAUCCUGCCUUUUUUCAACUGCUCCUCACCUGCUACUGGUUCAUUUAAAGGUACUAUAUGGAACGUUCAGAAAACCCUUGUUAUUAAUGACACCGGUGGCCCUUAAGUGAACUACAGACAACAUCACGUUGCCUGCGUUCACACACACACACACGCUUGCACUCUGUAGGUAAGCGUGAGCAAGCAUCCUAGGCAUUGGCCAAAAUAGUGACGUAACCUACACGAGACUGAAUGUGAUUGACCAGCAUCAUGUAGAUAAAUCAAGUAACUAAAGUUACACUGUUAUUAUAGUUUGACUAUAAACUAUAUUUGAGACUAAAGACUAUUUGACUCUCCAGCACUGGCAAAGCACUAAACGAAGUGUGGAGAUAGAUCUGGCUAUGCGAGGCUGCAUUUUGCCUAGCGUUAUUUUUUUAAAUAGGAUUUAUAAAUCAUAAUAGCGUUAUCAGCUUGCUAGCUAGCACAGUAUAGGAUAAUUGCAUUGAACUCAUCCAUUCUCAUUGCAUGAUAUAUCGACUGCAUUUAUAUGAUAUGUCAGCAUCAGCUACCUAGCCAGCUUUAUCGAUCGCUGUUUGUCUAGCUUUCCCCCUAAGGCUCAGCAAUGUCAGCAUAGCUAAAUUUCCUAGAUGAUAACACUAACAUGUAGUGAAUUAGACAGAAUAUUAUAAAUAAGAUUCCACACUUUAUUAUUGACAUGAGAGUUUCCAUCACAACUCUCAUUUCGCUAAAUCGAUGCACUAAUGUUACUUCAUAAUACUAUAUUAUCAAGUAAUGUUGUACUGAAUGGGUCAGGCAGUGGGGUGAGACAACGCUAAUCCUAAACUAACGUCAGUUAUAAACAGAUGAUAGGAGUGGGGUGAGUAACAUUAGGCUGGAGAUUAUGCAUAUAAAAUCUACAACUUGUUCGAGAGAACAGAUGUUUGGUUUCGUGCUGAGAGUCUGUCUUUUGUUGUCGUUAGCAGUCUGCGUUUCAAUGCUAACGUUAGCUAGUGUGGCAAACUGUUGGUGCUGUAGGGGAGUGGAAGAAAGGCACUGACGCAAGACACUCGGGAGCGAGCAUAAACGUCACAUCGUUUGGAUUUUUCCAGCAGCAUUCGUCCCAAGUCCUGUACAUAGAAAUCAGUCCACAAGCUGUUACAGGCAACCGAGAAAGUCGGUAAAGGUCUCAUUUUUUAAGUUACGUUACAAUCCGUUUACACAUUGGCAAUAAAAAAGCGAUUAAUACAUGGAAAUUGCUUCACAUUCUUACAUAUAGUACCUUUAAACAAUCUUUAGUUUUUCCAAAUGGUCAUAAAGAUAGUAUGUAAAUGAGCCCACUGUGAGGAAAAAGUAACUAAAUUUCCAGAGUGGACAGAAAAGAAUUGACGAGAUAAAUGGAAAAUAUUACCUUUAAAUGCUAUUAUUCAUCAUGCCAUUAAAAAGAAAUAGAGAUUAGAGUGUGAUCUGACUAUAAACAAGGGAAGGAAAGUCAAAGUAUGAUUAAUAAGGUUAACAGGGUAGGAACCUAUUGAUUAAGAUUUACAGAUAAAUGGAUUUAAAUUACACCUUGCAGUACAGAAACUGACAGCAGCGAUUUUCAGGACAGCUGUGAGCUGAGAGCAGAAACAGCAGACAUGAGAAAAGGAGUGGCUUCCACAGCUUGCUUCAGGAUAAGCUCUAUCCGACGGCUCCUCAGCAUACAGAAUAUCUUCACAAAAUAAACACAGCUGUUACUUUCUGCUAUUUGUGAUUAUUUCUGACAUAUAAAUGUUGUAUAUACAGAAGAUUUUUUUAUACAUUUGGUGAAAUGAUUUAUGUAUUUCUGUGUGGUCUUUGCAUUUUCUUUCACUCUAGUUUUGUUUCAAAUGAAAACUUGGCAAGGUUUAUCUCACCACAAAAAGCCAUGUGCAUUUAAGAGGAAUCUAUAUGAUUCUAAAUGAGCUUACAGCCAUACUCGUGUCCCUGUUCAAGUCAAUCAUAGUGAAAAGGUUCCAUUUCAAACCAACUUGUACAGUCUACUGUGUACUAGCACACACUCACUCCUCUAGGCCUUACUGUAUAUAUGUGAGUGUUAUAUAUUAUAUAAACCCUUUCAGCAUUGUUCUAAUUCAGCUGCAGAGCUCCAACAUUACUGAAGGCCAUCCAGCAUUCGCAGGAUAAAGAUAUGCUUCAUGAAAUGCUAAUGCUGUCGUAUCAGACAUAAAGACGGGAUUCAGGGCCAAACAUAGCAGGAGGCCCCACACACACACACACACACACACACACACACGCUUUACACAAGGUAAUCGAUGUUUAUUACUGUGUCAUACAUGACACAAUGCCAUUAUGAUACUGAAUGUUAUCAAUGACUUGCAAUGACACAUGGCAGCAAAUCAACAGUGGAGUUGGAGAAAGUUGACCUUAAAUGCAAUUUUUGAGGGGAAAUGAAGGAAGAUUGAUCAUUACUUGUUACAUAAUUGGUCCACUUGUCCUAUUGACUUUCCCUUGCUAAAGUGAGGGGAGAAUUAGCAAAUGAGAAUGAAGGAAGAACUAUUGCACUGUUGUAGAUCCAUCCCUGUUUUCUGGCUAUGUCAACAACAGCUCUUCUGCCUCUCUGACUGGUGUUAGUUAAAGGACACUUGGUCUCACUCUGGACACUGCCUGACCAUGGACACACACAUGACGGGAGGCUCCAGCAGAGGCCAGACUUUUGUCCUGCUUUGGCCAGAAUUAUAAAGCCAGGCAGCAGUGUUUCAUACAAGUCCUCCCAAUACUGCUGUCCAAGUGUACAUACUGUAGUAUUUGCUUGAAGCUAAGCAGACCGAGUAGGCAAACUGUAACUGUACAAUUGGAGCUUUUUGCAUGUGUCUUUUUAUAAUGGACAGAUGAGUUCUAUUACAGUAAUCAUACAACAUUUUAAAAUUGUCGCAGCCCGCAUGACAGAGGUUGCAGUCCAGAAGGGAUUCUGGUGUACCAUACUCACAUAGUUUCAAAUGGAGGAGAAAAAAAGCUGAAAAAAUAAUUGCACAGUUAUUGAGUCAAAAGACUUGUUUUGUAAAUUGUCAACAGCACAAAUAUUUUGUAUUGUUGUUUGUACCAUUUUGUAAGAAAAUUCAGAAAAAAACAAACAAACAAAAAAAAAGGAAAGAGUGUUGUUUCAAGCGUGUGUUUCUAGUGCCACUGCAAUCUUGGUUUCCAAAUACCAUACAGUACAUGCGCAGCCUUGCAGAUCAACCUUGUAAUAUAGACGCUGAGCUGGAGACUCCCUGUCAGCACCAUGUGUUAU